AUGCACCGCUUAAGGACUACAGUUGCAAGGCUUCGGCCUUUAACGGCCGCACAGACGGCCCAGAGCCCAUCGCGGCCCAGGCUGCUGGCGAUCGAAGGGGGAUUAAGGACGUUUGAGCCCGCGAGGCGCCUGAACACUUCUUCUGUGGUGGCUGAGCCUUUUCUUAAUGGCACCAGCUCCAACUAUGUGGAGGAGAUGUACUACGCAUGGCUGGAGAAUCCCAGGAAUGUGCACAAGUCCUGGGAUAUAUUUUUCCGUAACGCUAACGCUGGGGCUCCGCCUGGUGCGGCCUACCAGAGCCCUUCACCCCUCAUCGGGUCUUCUCAGGGACAGGCCAGUCUCCGGGGACUGAUGGGGGCUCAGCCCAACGUGGAGAAACUGGUGGAGGAUCAUCUAGCAGUUCAAUCCCUCAUUCGGGCAUACCAGGUACGAGGGCAUCACCUGGCCAAGCUGGACCCCAUGAACAUCAGCUGUGUGGACUUUGACGAUGCACCGUGUACCAUCGGUUUCCAGAACGUUGGUUUUUACGGGCUGGUUGAAGCCGACUUGGACAAAGUAUUUCGACUUCCCACGACCACCUUCAUCGGAGGCAGCGAGGGCUCUCUGCCUCUCAGAGAGAUUAUACGACGUCUGGAGAUGGCCUACUGUCAACAUAUUGGAGUAGAGUUCAUGUUCAUUAACGACAUGGAGCAGUGCCAGUGGAUCAGACAGAAGUUUGAGACACCGGGAGUCAUGCAGUUCAGUCCGGAAGAAAAGAAGACCCUUUUGGGCAGAAUGAUCCGAUCCACAAGGUUUGAGGAGUUCCUCCAGAGGAAGUGGUCUUCGGAGAAACGGUUCGGUCUGGAGGGCUGCGAGUCGCUCGUCCCGGCCCUCAAGGCAAUCAUAGACCGGUCCAGUCAGAGGGGAGUGGAGAGUGUGAUCAUGGGGAUGCCCCACAGAGGGAGGCUGAACGUCCUCGCUAACGUGAUCCGCAAGGAGCUGGACCAGAUCUUCUGCCAGUUUGACUCUAAACUAGAGGCUGCUGACGAGGGAUCUGGUGAUGUGAAAUAUCACCUGGGGAUGUAUCACAAGAGGAUGAACCGGGUCAGCGACCGGGAAAUCACCAUGUCCCUCAUGGCCAACCCGUCCCACCUGGAAGCGGUGGACCCCGUGGUGCAGGGCAAGACCAAAGCCGAGCAGUUCUACUGUGGAGACACCGAGGGCAAGAGGGCGAUGUCCGUCCUGAUUCACGGCGAUGCUGCGUUCGCAGGCCAGGGAAUCGUGUACGAGACGUUCCACCUGUCUGACCUGCCGUCCUACACCACGCAUGGCACCAUACACGUGGUGGUCAACAACCAGAUCGGUUUCACCACAGAUCCCAGGAUGGCGCGUUCCUCCGCUUAUCCUACAGAUGUCGCACGGGUGGUCAACGCUCCCAUCUUCCACGUCAACGCAGACGACCCCGAGGCUGUGGUGUAUGUGUGUGAAGUAGCAGCCGAAUGGAGGAACACUUUCCAUAAAGAUGUAGUUGUAGACCUGGUGUGUUACAGACGCAACGGGCACAACGAGAUGGACGAGCCGAUGUUCACGCAGCCGCUGAUGUACAAGCAGAUCAAGAAGCAGAAGGGGGUCCUGCAGCAGUUCGCUGGGAAGUUAAUCGCAGAGGGAGUCGUCACAACACAAGCCUAUGAGGAGGAAGUUGCGAGGUACGACAAAAUCUGCGAGGAUGCUUACGCUCGCUCCAAAGAUGAGAAGAUCCUUCACAUCAAGCACUGGCUGGACUCACCAUGGCCCGAUUUUUUCACAAAGGAGGGACAGCCCAAAAGUAUGAACUGCCCUUCCACCGGCAUCAGUGAAGAAGAGCUCACCCAUAUUGGACACAUCGCCGCCUCCGUCCCAGAGGAAGACUUCACGAUACACGGAGGUUUGAGUCGGAUCCUAAAGGGCCGUGCAAAUAUGGUGAAUCAGCGAUUGUGCGACUGGGCUCUCGGCGAAUAUAUGGCCUUCGGCUCUCUGCUCAAAGAAGGGAUCCACGUACGCCUUAGUGGACAGGAUGUGGAGAGGGGCACGUUCAGCCACCGCCACCAUGUUCUUCACGACCAGAACGUCGAUAAGAGGAUCUGCAUCCCGAUGAACUACGUCUCGCCUGAUCAAGCUCCCUACACGGUCUGCAACAGCUCUCUGUCGGAGUACGGAGUACUGGGUUUUGAGUUGGGCUUCGCCAUGGCCAGUCCCAACGCGCUGGUGCUGUGGGAGGCCCAGUUCGGAGACUUUCAUAACACGGCUCAGUGUAUCAUCGACCAGUUCAUCAGCUCGGGCCAGGCCAAGUGGGUGAGACAGAACGGCAUCGUGCUGCUGCUUCCUCACGGCAUGGAAGGAAUGGGUCCAGAGCACUCGUCUGCCCGCCCUGAAAGGUUUCUACAGAUGUGCAAUGAUGAUCCUGAUGUUUACCCUAAACUGUCCGAGGACUUUGCAGUGCGUCAGCUGUACGACUGCAACUGGAUCGUUGUCAACUGCUCUACUCCUGCAAACUACUUCCACGUCCUCCGCAGACAGAUCCUGCAGCCCUUCAGGAAGCCUCUGAUCGUGUUUACUCCCAAGUCGCUGCUGCGCCAUCCCGAGGCCAAGUCCAGCUUUGAUCACAUGCUGCCAGGCACACACUUCCUGCGUCUAAUCCCCGAGGACGGGCCUGCAGCGGCCAGCCCAGAGGAGGUGAAGAGAAUCGUGUUCUGCACCGGCAAGAUCUACUAUGAACUCACCCGUGAACGCAAGAAGCGAAGCAUGGACGCCGCUGUAGCCGUCGUCCGUGUCGAACAGCUGUCACCCUUCCCGUUUGACCUGGUGAAAGCGGAGACGGAGCGCUAUCCAAACGCUGACCUGGUGUGGUGUCAGGAAGAGCACAAGAACCAGGGUUACUACGACUACGUCAAGCCCCGCAUCCGCACCAUCAUCAACCGGACCCGGCCCGUCUGGUGA
Messenger RNA from Etheostoma spectabile (orangethroat darter), 2955 nucleotides. It is a transcript of the gene ogdhb, whose product is annotated as oxoglutarate dehydrogenase b. Gene Ontology annotation, molecular function: oxoglutarate dehydrogenase (succinyl-transferring) activity; thiamine pyrophosphate binding. The transcript is spliced from 21 exons. The coding region runs from base 1 to 2955 and encodes 984 amino acids. Gene Ontology annotation, biological process: tricarboxylic acid cycle. The record is from RefSeq and is a predicted model, not a curated record. Gene Ontology annotation, cellular component: oxoglutarate dehydrogenase complex; mitochondrion. Lineage: Eukaryota; Metazoa; Chordata; Actinopteri; Perciformes; Percidae.